CAUUGCUCCACGCCCCCCGCUUCCAUCCACACAACAUCCACACACUCCUCCCCUAUCUUGUCCACGCUGUUGUGUAGCAAUGACGUCGAUCUUCAGUGCGGGCCAGUCUAUCUCAAGCAUCGGCAAGUCCAUGACUGCCAUCGCCCGUGUGGAGGAACACCUCGCCACCUUCAUGAAGAAGGUGAUUUACUUUGAAAAGUUCUUCCAGCGCAUGGGGCAGAAUCUGCCAACCUGCGUCAUGGACACAGCGAUGCUGUUGUUUCAGCGCUGCUACGAGUACCGAGACGAGAUUCGCGACGAGUUAGAAUCUACCGUGGCGUACGUGGCAGAUGCAGGCCGCUGGGUUGUAGGAAUGGGCGAUUGGAACAGCAAGAUGGAGAAGCGGUUGAACCAGAUCAGCGAGCUCGUACUACUGGCCAACACGCUGCUGACGGAGUAUGCUGUGACGGGCCAAGUGGGCGCUGAAGGUUGUCGAGAAGAUCUGGACGCCUAUCUGCAGAUUUUAUCAGCCACUGUCACGUUGAAGAAUGCGCCUGUGGAUGGAAAAAUUACCGGUACUGCAGGAUCGGAUGGUCGGCCUCCAGUAGCUCGAGCUCAGUCAACGACCGCCGCCGAAUUCAGCUCGGAGAUGUCGGCUCUUGGGACGGAGAUUACAGGGGCGUUCUCUGAGAUGUUUGGGAGCCAGGAAUUCGGCAGAUCCGCGUCAUCAGGAACCAUCGGGCAGACAUCCAGAGCCCAAUCUUCUGAGCCAGAUAAUGACGCCAUGAACCCAUUUACAGAUUCAUAUCGACGUCCAGUUGACCCGUACGCCAAAGGGGUAAGCAGUGCUGGUGCUUCAGUGAGUAGCAGUGUACAGAGUCUGCCGAAUGGACCAUUUGGAGGUGCAGUGCCUGAGUACCCACUCUCGGAUGGAGACACCCCGGAAGGUCCAUUGAGUCCUGUGAGUAUGGGCGAGUACGAGUGCUUGGAGAUCGACUCGAUUCCGAAGUACGCCGCCUUUAAAUCAUCUGCUCAGCUCGCUCGACGCCACGAGUCCAGUACAGAGUACAACGACUUGUUUCCGUUACCGGUCUCGAAAACCGAUCAUGGACAUGAAUUACUCGUACGACUUCCAGUGUGA
Messenger RNA from Phytophthora infestans T30-4, 1120 nucleotides. RefSeq lists its product as uncharacterized. The transcript has 6 exons. NCBI's taxonomy places the organism in Eukaryota, Oomycota, Peronosporomycetes, Peronosporales, Peronosporaceae. The record is from RefSeq and is a predicted model, not a curated record. The coding region runs from base 80 to 1120 and encodes 346 amino acids.